Messenger RNA from Sorex araneus (European shrew), 5004 nucleotides. RefSeq names its product KIAA1522 ortholog (gene NHSL3). The record is from RefSeq and is a predicted model, not a curated record. Bases 1 to 3132 code for a protein of 1043 amino acids. NCBI's taxonomy places the organism in Eukaryota, Metazoa, Chordata, Mammalia, Eulipotyphla, Soricidae. The transcript has 7 exons. Gene Ontology annotation, biological process: cell differentiation.
AUGGCGGCCCGCGCGCCCCCCGCCGCACCUGCGGCCGACGAGCCGGGGGGUCCGGGAGGCCCCCCGCGCAGGAAGAAGUCGCGCUCGGGCGCGUCCGGCCUCCGCCGCGCCUUCAGCUGGCUGAGGGGCAAGCGGCGUAAGAAGAAGGCGGCGGCGGGGGCCGAGGGCAGCGAGCCCGGCGCCCCCCGGGCCAAGAAGGCGGAGGACAAGGCCAGGAAGGCCAAGGGUAAAGGCCGAGGCUCUGCCAAGACUGAGAACGACAAACGUCUAGGUGGGGGACCAGGCCAGGGGCCAGGGGCCGUGGGCGACGACCUCCAGGACAAUGUCUUCUUCCCCCGCGGGCGGCCGCCACAUCUGGAGGAACUGCACACACAGGCCCAGGAGGGGCUCCGCUCCCUGCAGUACCAAGAAAAACAGAAACUCAACAAGGGUGGCUGGGACCACGGAGAUACUCAGAGCAUCCAGUCUUCCCAGACCGGGCCCGAUGAAGACAGCAUCUCCUUCUGCAGCCAGUCCACGUCCUACACGACCGAGAGCUCCACGGCCGAGGACGCACUGUCCAUCCGCUCCGAGAUGAUCCAGCGCAAAGGGUCCACCUUCCGGCCCCAUGACUCCUUCCCCAAGUCCGGCCGCGCGGGGCGCAGGCGGCAGAAGCGGCGCAGCACGGUGCUGGGUCUGAUGCAGCACGAGCAGAAGGAGCUGGGCCUGCGGCGUGAGCGCGAGACCCCUGCCUCCCCCCGGCCUCCGGGCCCUCGGGAUGCUGUUCGGAUCCCCACGGUGGACGGCCGCCUGGCAGACGCAGCGACAGGGCCGGCCGCAGGCGUGCGGGUGUCCCUGCAGGCCCUGGAGGCCCAGUCCGACACCGAGGCGCUGGUGCAGCGCCACAUCGACCACGUCUACCGGGACGACACCCUCGUGGGCUGCUCCUCGGGAGCGCGGCCUCCUCCACUGCUGCGGCCCAUGUCCCUGGCGGUGCCUGGAAUGACGGGAGGGGCCGGCCCCGCCGAGCCCCUGAGCCCGGCCAUGUCCAUCUCCCCUCAGGCCACCUACCUGUCCAAGCUCAUCCCACACGCCGUGCUGCCGCCCACCGUGGACGUCGUGGCCCUGGACCGCCGCAGCGUCCGCACGCUGAGCCGCCACAGCCUGCUCACGGCCAGCCCGGCCUCUGUCCACUCUCUGGGCCGCUUCUCCUCGGCGUCCAGCCCGUGGCCCCGCAGCCGCCACCCCUCCUCCUCCAGCGACACCUGGAGCCACUCUCAGUCCUCCGAGACCAUCGUGUCCGACGGCUCCACACUCUCCUCCCAGGGCGGCUCCGAGGGCCGGCCCGAGGGCUCCGUGGCCAGCACCAGCACGGCGGCCCCCGGCCAGAGCGGCAGUGGCCGUGGCUCCCCCAGCGGGGGCAGCACCGCCGGCGCCUCGGACGUGGGCAGCAUCCGCAGCACCGGGCAGCUGUCCGGGCGCAGCGUGUCCCUGCGCAAGCUCAAGCGCGCCCCGCCCCCGCCGCGCCGGACCUACUCGCUCCACCAGCGGGGCUCGGCGGCCCCCGACGGGCCCCUGGGUCUGCCGCCCAAGCCUGAGCGGAAGCUGCCCCCGCAGCUGCCCCGGCCCCCACCCACUGGGGAGGCGAACGGGAUGGGGCCAGCGCCCUGUCCCUCCAGCGCUGCCGGCAGCUGGGGGCCUGGCUCGUCUCCAAGUGCUUCCCGGCGCCCCCCACGCUCCCCAGAACGGACACUGUCACCCUCCAGUGGCUACUCGAGCCAAAGUGGCACCCCGACGCUCCCCCCGAAGGGCCUAGCGGGAGCUCCCCCUUCGCCAGGCAGGGCACAGCCCCCUAAACCCGAGCGGGUCACUUCCCUUCGCUCACCUGGGGCCUCCGUCUCCUCCUCCCUCACGUCCCUGUGUUCCUCCUCCUCGGACCCGGCCCCCACUGACCGUUCUGGCCUGCAGAUGUCAGUGGCCCUGGGGGACAGGUUUGUCAUUCCCCCUCAUCCUAAGGUGGCUGCCCCCUUCUCCCCACCUCCCUCCAAGUCCAAGAGCCCCAAGCAAGCAGACCCUGCCCCAGCUGUCCCCUUGGUGCCCACUGGGUCCGUGUCUGCCACUGACCCCAGUCCUGAGGCUGUCCCCACUGCCCAGCCCUCCCCGGCCCCUCCAGAGCCCCCGGCUGCUGCCAAAGAGCAGUCCCCACCCCCGUCCCCGCCCCCCUCCUACCAUCCCCCCCCUCCUCCUGCUAAGAAGCCAGAGGUGGUCGUGGCAGCCCCUGAGAUGACUGAGGAGCCCCCCCAGGACCCCAACUGGCCCCCGCCCCCACCCCCUGCCCCAGAGGAGCAGGAUCUGUCCAUGGCUGACUUCCCCCCGCCCGAGGAGGCCUUCUUUGUGGCCAGCUCUCCGGCGGCUCCUGUCUCUCCCCCAAGCCAGCCCCCCAGCCCCCCAGGCCCUCCACCCGCACCCCCACCUGUCAGUUCUCCCAUAGGGCCUGGGCCAGCGAGUGGCAGCAAAGGCAACGGGGUGCCCAGGGAGGACGCCGGAGCACCUUUGGUCACGCCCUCGCUCCUGCAGAUGGUGCGUCUGCGCUCUGUGGGGGCUCCCACGGGGGCUCCCACCCCAGCACCAGGGCCCUCGGCCCCCCAGAAGCCACUACGAAGGGCCCUGUCUGGCCGGGCCAGCCCAGUGACAACCCCCUCCUCGGGGCUCCACGCGGCUGUCCGACUCAAGGCCUCCAGCCUGGCUGCCAGUGAGCGACCUGGAAGCGCCCAGUCCAACGGACCCCCCGAGGCAGAGCCCCAGCGGCCCCAGUCCCCGGCCUCUACGGCCAGCUUCAUCUUCUCGAAGGGCACGAAGAAGCUACAGCUGGAGCGGCCCGUGUCCCCCGAGGCCCAGGCUGACCUCCAGCGGAAUCUGGUGGCUGAGCUGCGCAGUAUCUCAGAGCCUCGGCCUCCCCAGGUCACAAAGAAGUCACCGAAAGCUGCACCCCCCGUGGCCCGCAAACCCUCGGUGGGAGUCCCCACACCCACCAACGGGCUCCCUCCCACCGAAGACAGGACUAAGGAAGAGAACGGAGGCGUCCCGCUGCUGGGGGGCCCAGAGGAGCAGAAGCUGGGCCCUCUUGGUUCAGACCCACAGAAAGAGGUCUGACCACCAGGCCCCCUCUGGCAGUGCUGACUCAUGCCAGGAUUACAAUCUCAGGGACCUGAGCAGCUCCAAGGAUGAGAGGAUGUGGCAGAUGCUGAACCCUAGAGAGGAUGCCUGCAGCCUUAGCCUCCACGGCCUUCGACUUGUGUGCAAGCCUGGUGUGGACCCGCUCCUCCAAGUCAUCCAGCUCUCAUGCCUUUCCCAUGAACGGAGCCACUCACUCGGCAGCUGCCACUUCCAUCUCGGCCUUAGUCUCUUCUCGGAGGGGCUGGUGGAGUGGGUGGCUGCGCCCCCUGCUGACCUUCGGGCCACAGAGUUGGUAGCAGAACAUCUCACUUUUUUCCCCCCCCUCCGUGUUCAAAAAUCAUGCACAUACUAUAGUCCAGAAUCAAAGCACUUUUGAGCAGCGGCUGCAUGUCCACCCUCCAGGGCCUGGAAGCCACAUUCCAAGGGCCUGUUUACAUGGCCGCAGCAUCAAUCCCCGCUGACAGCCUAGAGCUGGGACCAAACUCCCCUCCCUCUUGAUUUGCUCGCUCUCCUGGUUCCCGGAGGUGGGCGAGUCACUGUAUUCCGGCAGGCUUCCCCAGGCUUGAGGCUGUGGAAUUCCAAAGCACAAAAGGCACAGUGUGGGGUUAGCCUUCCUGUGCCUCAACUUACCCCCCAGCCACCCUCCUGCCUUCCAGUCCUGCCAGGUGCUCCAUGCAAGGAGGGUGUAUGGGAACAACCUCGGGUGGGAGAACCAAGCAGGAAGUCAUCUCAGUGGGCACUUGGCAGUGCCGCGCCUCUGCCUCUUACUUUCACUUGGGCUGGGCAUAGCACAUGGAGACCGUUGGGGCUGUAACCAAGCCGUGCUCCUUGCAGCUCUGCAGAAGGCUGGUGAAGGUGAAAGGAGCAGAGGGCCUGGCCCUGUGGGUUUUUCCGACCUUCCUCUGCUCGUCUUGGUACACAUCCUUUCUGCGGCAGCCUCGGCACAGAGCUGAGGGGCAGGUUGGGAAGCCCAAGGUGCAUUUUAUUCACUCCGCCUUUGCCAGUGAGGAGCGCGGGGGGGCUUUGGAUGUCAGCCUUUGCCCUGGCGCUCUCCUCCGGGACCUUUAACACCUCUGUUCAGCCUGUGCCACCUGCCUAGGUAAGCUGGUGUCCCCACGGCCCGUGGCCGCGCAGGGGUGGCCCUAGUGCCUCCUUCCACAGCGUUGUGCCUGCCACCCAUCUUGAUCCUCUCACAGCAGUGACUUGGGCUGGGUCCUGGUUGGGAACCUCCCUUUUAGCUGCAUCUCCUCCCCUGGGAGACUGCCCUGUCCCAGCACAGGAGCUGGGGACCCAGGGCAUGUGGCACAAGGGCCCAGUGACUCCGGCCCUUCCAACCGUUUUCUUUCCAUAGCUAGAAACCAAUGUUCUUCCGUCAGGUAACGGAGAGGUACUGCUGAGGCCUGCAUGGCACAUUCCCGAUGACUUGGCAACAGGGUCAGUAAGCGCUAGUCUGCCCAGAGCACCCCCCCCCCCCAGGCUGGGAGCGGCUUCGAAGGAGGGAUCCCAGCUUGUAUCCUCCCUCCCCUCCCCAAGUCACUUGAGCUCCUGCUUCUCAAUUCAUCUCCGCUUGUUUCCCUACCCGUGGGGACAGUCUAAAGAGGGUCUAGAAGAGGCGACCCUUCUUUGUUCUCUGGGCUAAUGAGGUUAACCUAGUGCAAAUGGAGAGACCAAAAGCCUCAUUUUUAAUUUCCAUGAAAAUGUUAGAAGAGAGAAGUAUAUAUAUAAAUAUAUAUUUCUUUAAAUUUUUGAGUCUUUGAUAUGUCUCUAAAAUCCAUUCCCUCUGCCCUGAAGCCUGAGACACAAGAAAGUUGUUUCAAAGGUGUUAAUUAAUUAAACAAUUCAAACGUG